Messenger RNA from Suillus fuscotomentosus, 701 nucleotides. RefSeq lists its product as uncharacterized. Bases 155 to 553 code for a protein of 132 amino acids. The transcript is spliced from 3 exons. NCBI's taxonomy places the organism in Eukaryota, Fungi, Basidiomycota, Agaricomycetes, Boletales, Suillaceae. The record is from RefSeq and is a predicted model, not a curated record.
GCAUGGACAACGUUUAGAAUGGAAUGUCCGCACCCAUCAACAUGGGGAGUCUGACUGAACAUUAUUCGGGUGUUAGAUGUGUCGUACUUGUUCUUGGAGGCGCAGAUAAAUUUGCAAAAAUACAUUCAAUUCAAUAUCCAGCAGUCUCAAUGAUAUGGAUUCAAUUGUCAUUCCAGUGGACAAAGUAACAGUUUACCCCGACAAAUCACUCAAGGUUUUGGGACUUCACACCGAAGCUAGAACAUCAUUCAUAACCUACUGGCUACCAUAUAUCUUCAAGCACGAAUAUAUUGCCCUCCGACCUGUUCCUCAAGCGGCAUACGAACGCGCUGCUUCUUUAUGCAUCUCUCCGCAGCCUGACGUCGUGACUCGCGUAUGCAUGUUGUUCAAAGGUAUCUGUAAGGAGCACUUAGCAAAUUGGGCUAAUGCACAGAUGCAAGCCGAGAAAAACGUUGCUUGGUGGGUGGAUGUGGUUGGAGUUGAUCCUGCAAGAGCUGGUGACGUGACUUUGUUGAGGGUGUUAGAAUGGGGCGGGAUGGAUAUUCUCAUUUGAUAUUCUAUCAGAUCACUCAAUUUAUAUAAGUGCUAUCGUGUUCUGUCUUGAUCUGAUCUGUUCUGCAUCCGACAGUCGUGCGGAGAAUAUGAGCUUGAUAUGCCCGCAGCUGAAAAGCUGAGGUUAAUGCUAAAGCGUUGAAGAUGUG